ACAUGAUAUCACCAAAUUCUCUGUCUAUAUAGUAAGUAUCUCCCAGAUAUCAUCACAGCUCACAAUUACCUCAAACCAAAGCAAAAUAAAUUUCACUAAAACCAAGAAAAGAAGCCACCGAGAGAAAGAGGACAGUGGCUCAUCAAUGGCUUCUUCCAAAAAUUUCAAGCUUAUCUUCACCUUCUUCAUACUCAUCUCCAUUUUCACACCUCAAGCUUUCUCAGAAGAAGAUCACUCAUGUGGAUCAGAAACACACAACACAUGCAACAACAAAUCCAAAGCUUUAACCUUAAAAAUCAUAGCCAUAGUCUCCAUUUUAGUAACUAGCAUGAUCGGAGUAUGCUUGCCUCUUGUCACACGUUCAAUAUCGGCAUUAAGCCCCGACCGGAGCCUCUUCGUUAUCGUUAAGGCAUUUGCUGCCGGAAUUAUUCUUGGUACUGGUUUCAUGCAUGUCUUGCCGGAUUCUUUCGACAUGUUGUCGUCCGGUUGUCUGAAGGAAAAUCCUUGGCACAAGUUCCCUUUCACUGGAUUUGUUGCUAUGUUAUCGGCUAUAAUUACGUUAGCUAUUGACUCUAUGGCUACUAGCUUUUAUAGUCAGAAGCACAAAAAUGGGGUCACUCCUGAAAAUGGCGGUCAUGAUCAAGAAAUGGGCACAAUGAAUAAUGGACAUUUCCAUUCUCAUCACCAUGGAUCAUCACUCAGCUCUAAAGAUGGAGACGUUCAAGGAACAAAACUACUGCGUUACCGAGUCAUUGCAAUGGUGCUAGAGCUUGGUAUCAUUGUUCACUCAGUGGUAAUAGGGCUUUCUCUAGGUGCUUCAAACAAUACUUGUACAAUAAAAGGACUCGUUGCUGCCCUUUGCUUUCAUCAAAUGUUUGAAGGAAUGGGCCUUGGUGGUUGCAUCCUCCAGGCUGGGUACAAAAUGGUGAAAAAGGCAGCAAUGGCAUUUUUCUUUUCAGUAACAACCCCAUUCGGCAUAGCACUUGGAAUUGCAUUGGCAAAAACUUAUCAGGAAAACAGCCCGCGGGCACUAAUAACCGUUGGAUUGCUCAAUGCGUCAUCUGCCGGCCUUUUGAUUUACAUGGCUUUAGUGGAUCUUCUUGCAGCAGAUUUCAUGGGUGACAAAUUACAAGGUAGCAUUAAGCUACAGAUUAAGGCUUUUAUUGCUGUCCUUCUAGGUGCUGGUGGGAUGUCUCUAAUGGCCAAAUGGGCUUGAGAUUUGAUCCUAAACUACGUACGUAAUUUCAUCGUAUAACUUAGGACGUUCCAUGUGUCAAUAAACAUGACAUGUCUACUUCAUACGAGUAAUUUUAUUGCAAUUUCGUCCAUCUUUUUUAACUUGGUACCCAUGCAGAAGCCAUAUAUAUCUUAACCUUGUAAUUGUCCAGUCAAAUUAAAUGACACGCAAAGCUUUCUACGUGUCAAAUUUACAUCUUUUGACCAACCAGAUACUGUCUACUUUGAAUUAAUAAAUAUAUCGGUUCAAUAA
This is a messenger RNA of Nicotiana tabacum (common tobacco), 1489 nucleotides long. Its product is annotated as fe(2+) transport protein 1-like. Gene Ontology annotation, molecular function: zinc ion transmembrane transporter activity. Lineage: Eukaryota; Viridiplantae; Streptophyta; Magnoliopsida; Solanales; Solanaceae. Gene Ontology annotation, biological process: zinc ion transmembrane transport. The record is from RefSeq and is a predicted model, not a curated record. Gene Ontology annotation, cellular component: plasma membrane.